Molecule: messenger RNA, 1575 nt
Organism: Hirsutella rhossiliensis
Lineage: Eukaryota; Fungi; Ascomycota; Sordariomycetes; Hypocreales; Ophiocordycipitaceae
Product: reverse transcriptase (RNA-dependent DNA polymerase) domain-containing protein
Exons: 4
Coding region: 1-1575 (524 amino acids)
Source: RefSeq, a predicted model, not a curated record
AUGUCACGAGAAGAGCUGUUGGUCUUGCGAAAGACCCUGAAAGACCUGCUGGACAGAGGAUUCAUCCGAGCGAGUAGCUCAGCGGCUGCCGCGCCGGUGCUGUUCCGCGACCGAUACCCACUGCCCCUCAUCGCGGAGACCCUGCAGAAUCUGGCCAAGGCUAAGUGGUUCACCAAGUUUGGGCUCUACGAGUGGCUCGUGUGCCCUUUCGGCCUGAGCGGCGCCCCGGCAUCAUUCCAACGAUACAUGAACAGUGUAUUGCGCGAAUGGCUGGACGACUUUGUCACAGCGUACCUGGAUGAUGUACUGAUCUACUCGAGCGGUUCGAAGGCGGAUCAUGAGGCUAAGGUGCGACGAGUUCUCCAAGCACUCGCCGACGCUGGGCUGCACCUAGACCCAGCGAAGUGCGAGAAAGGAAUCGCCUGCGACCCCGAAAAGCAGCGCGCCAUCCGCGAAUGGGAGGCCCCGACCACGGUGAAGGGUGUCAGAAGCUUUCUGGGCUUCGCCAACUAUUACCGGAUCUUCAUCCCCGACUAUGCCAAGAUCACGCAGUCUCUGGAUGCCCUGCUUAAGAAAGGAACUGCCUUUCAUUGGGGACGAGCGGAGAACGAGGCGUUUCAGGAGCUGAAGCGACGAUUUUGCGAGUCACCGGUGCUCAAGCAGUGGGACCCGAGCCUCCCGACCUUUUUGGAGACGGAUUGCUCAGGCUACGCAUUGGGAGGCGUCCUGUCGCAGGAAGGCCCAGAUGGACGUCGACACGCAUGCGCCUUCUUCUCGAAGCGACUUUCGCCAGCGGAGUACAACUAUCCCAUUCACGACAAGGAGAUGCUUGCCAUCUCGAGAUGUCUCGACAACUGGAACGCCGAACUUAGGAGCUGCGGCCCAUUUACAAUCCUUACCGAUCACCGCAACCUGGAGUUUUUCUGGACACGCCAGAAGCUCACGGAACGGCAGAGCCGUUGGGCAGCCGAAUUGUCCCAGUUCGACUUCAAGCUCGAGUAUCGACCGGGAAGCGAGGCUGUCGUGCCUGAUGCGUUGUCCCGCCGUGAACAAGACAAGCCACAGGGCAUUGACGACGAGCGGGAACAAGGAAGAAUGAUACAGUUGAUACCGGAUAGUGCCAUUCCAUCAUCGACAAGAGCAUGUAUCAACGCGAUGAGUUCUGACUGUUCAGAGGCAUCCACCCUGCCGAAGAUGAAGGUCUUCGAGGUAGCGGACCUGCAGCAACUCUGGGACGAAACGGUGGCGAAGGACUCGAUAUUCCGGGCAGCCUAUAAGGCAGUCCGCGAUCGCGAGCGUGCCUUCCCGCCCUCGCUGGGCCUGAAGAUCCAGAUUUCAGAAUGUGCGAUCGACGCAGGCAAAAGGCUGACAUUCAGAGACCGUAUUUGGGUGCCGGGUGGAUCCGGAGAGGAGGGUAACCAGGAGGAAGCUGAGAAAGACCAGUUGAGAACCCGCAUUGUGCAGCAGUCGCAUGACUCUGUUGCGACCGGUCAUCCCGGCAGGAAGGUACGCUGGCUAUUGUGGCUCGGCGAUUCUACUGGCCUGGGCAGUCCCAGCUGGUUCGCCGGUACGUAG